Molecule: messenger RNA, 1173 nt
Organism: Lampris incognitus (smalleye Pacific opah)
Lineage: Eukaryota; Metazoa; Chordata; Actinopteri; Lampriformes; Lampridae
Product: junctophilin-1-like
Exons: 3
Coding region: 1-1173 (390 amino acids)
Cellular component (GO): endoplasmic reticulum membrane; sarcoplasmic reticulum; junctional membrane complex
Source: RefSeq, a predicted model, not a curated record
AUGACGGGCGGAAGGUUCGACUUCGACGAUGGCGGCACUUACUGCGGGGGGUGGGAGGACGGCAAAGCCCACGGGCACGGCAUCUGCACCGGACCCAAGGGCCAGGGCGAGUACGCCGGCUCCUGGUCCCACGGCUUCGAGAUAGUGGGGGUGUACACCUGGCCCAGCGGCAACACCUACCAGGGCUACUGGUCCCAGGGCAAGCGGCACGGGCUCGGCGUGGAGAACAAGGGCAAGUGGACCUAUCGCGGAGAGUGGAGCCACGGCUUCAAGGGGCGCUACGGGGUCCGGCAGAGCCACAACACGCCCGCCCGGUACGACGGCACCUGGAGCAACGGGCUGCAGGACGGAUACGGGAUCGAGACCUAUGGAGAUGGCGGUACCUACCAAGGCCAGUGGAUGGGCGGGAUGCGACACGGCUACGGCGUGCGUCAGAGCGUGCCGUACGGCAUGGCCACUGUUAUCCGCUCCCCGCUGCGCACCUCCCUGGCCUCCCUCCGCUCGGAGCAGAGCAACGGCACCGUGCUCCAAGACCUCUCCUCCACCGCAGACACGCCCACCGGUGGCCGCGGCGGCUUCGUCCUCAACUUCCACUCGGACAGCGAGGUGGUGACGGGCAAGAAGAAGGGCCUGUUCCGCCGGGGCUCGCUCUUCGGCAGCCUGCGGCAGCUGCGCAAGUCCGACUCCAGGACCUCCAUCUCCAGCAAGCGCAGCUCGGCGCGCAGCGACGCCGCCAUGAGCCGGAUCAGCUCCAGCGACGCCAACUCCACCAUCUCCCUGGGCGACGGGGAGCUGCCCGACGAGGACCUGCUCCUGGAGGACCACGUGGACGCCACCACUACCGAGACCUACAUGGGGGAGUGGAAGAACGACAAGCGCAAUGGAUUUGGCGUGUCGGAGAGAUCCAACGGGAUGAAGUACGAGGGGGAGUGGCUCAACAACAAACGCCACGGGUAUGGGUGCACGGUUUUCCCAGACGGCACGAAGGAAGAGGGGAAGUACAAAAAUAACGUCUUGGUGCGUGGAAUUAGGAAGCAGUUGAUCCCUCUUAAAAACCCCAAGACCAAAGAGAAGGUGGACCGCGCUGUGGAGGGGGCCCAGAGGGCUGCAGCCAUCGCCAGGAGUAAAGUGGAAAUAGCAGCCUCCAGAACAAAAACCAAAUAUGACCUGUAG